Messenger RNA from Wasmannia auropunctata (little fire ant), 1630 nucleotides. Its product is annotated as annexin B9. The transcript has 7 exons. The record is from RefSeq and is a predicted model, not a curated record. Gene Ontology annotation, molecular function: calcium-dependent phospholipid binding; calcium ion binding. NCBI's taxonomy places the organism in Eukaryota, Metazoa, Arthropoda, Insecta, Hymenoptera, Formicidae. Gene Ontology annotation, cellular component: cytoplasm. Bases 256 to 1230 code for a protein of 324 amino acids.
UGAAUCCGUUUUCACUAUAUAUUGACUUUAAUCUCGAUUCAAUUUGCUCUUUAUCUUUUUCUAAUUCUCAGAAGUUAAAGGAGUAGAUGUUAGUAAAUUGAUCACCGCGCGAUCAAGGUAAUCGCGGAGUUCGCGGAGGUCGGAGCCGUCCUUAACGUCGCCGCGCCGACAGCGGACGUAUAAACCACCGCCAGUCACCGCAGGUAGCCCCGUGGUAUUUUCCGCCAAUUGUCACGAGAGAGAACGAAGGUCAAGAUGUCGCAGCAGCAAUAUUAUCCGUUCAAGUGCACUCCAACUGUGUAUCCCGCCGAGCCGUUCGAUGCAAACGCGGACGCCACUAUCCUGCGUAAAGCGAUGAAAGGAUUCGGCACGGAUGAGAAGGCGAUCAUCGACGUGCUUACAAAGAGGGGCAUUGUACAGAGACUGGAGAUCGCGGAGGCGUUCAAGACCAUGUACGGGAAAGAUUUGAUCAGCGAUUUGAAGAGCGAGCUGACUGGGAAGCUGGAGGAUGUCAUCGUUGCCCUUAUGACCCCACUGCCGCAUUACUACGCCAAGGAGCUGCACGACGCGGUGAGCGGUAUGGGUACCGAUGAGGAGGCAAUUGUCGAGAUUCUCUGCACUCUCAGCAACUACGGCAUCCGUACGAUCGCCUCGUUUUAUGAAAAUUUGUACGGUAAAACGCUUGAGAGCGAUCUGAAGGGCGAUACGUCGGGUCACUUCAAGAGACUGCUGGUAUCCCUGGUGCAGGGAAACAGAGAUGAAAAUCAGGUAAUCGAUCAUGCCCAAGCGACUGCCGAUGCCCAAGCGUUAUACGAAGCUGGUGAAAAACAGUGGGGAACAGACGAGUCUCAGUUCAAUGCGAUCUUGGUAAGUCGCAGCUAUCAGCAGCUGCGACAAACGUUUAUCGAGUAUGAGAAAAUAUCAGGGCACGACAUAGAGGUUGCCAUAAAGAAGGAGUUUUCUGGCAGCGUCGAGAAGGGCUUGCUUGGAAUAGUGAAAUGCGUGAAGUCAAAGGUUGGAUUUUUCGCCGAGCGUCUGUACGCCAGUAUGCACGGCAUAGGUACGAAGGAUCGAACACUAAUCCGUAUCAUUGUGUCUCGAAGUGAAAUCGAUUUGGGAGAUAUCAAGAAGGCAUUCGAGGAACGCUUCGGAAAGUCACUGGAGAACUGGAUAGCUGGAGACACUUCGGGAGAUUACAAGAAGGCUCUCCUCUCCCUGGUUUCCACAUAAUUUUGAUGAAGCUGUUAAAGGUCCAAGGUGCACACUUGCCUAUUGAUGCGUAAUCAUUAAAAAAAAAAAAAACAACUUUGUAUAUGCCUGCACGGAUUCCAGCUUAAUAUUGCUUAGUGUACUAAUAAGGUAUUAAAAGAGCGGUACCUUGCUGCAUUUUUGAAAUAUAUUAUUUUUGUAAUAUUUUUUUUAAAUCUUUACUAUAUUACUGUAGGCCAGUAAAAUUUCUCCGAUAAAUAUCUGCGUUCCAAUCUUGUUCACGUAUACAAAUUAUAUUUAAUUAAAUUAUAUUUUAUAUAUAUAUAUUCUUAUUUUUAUCGAAAGAUUUACAUAAAGAAUCUCGUAGUGUAAAAGAGUGAGAGAUUGAGAAAUCGAUGAAAAUAAAAACAAAAGAAUAUUC